Molecule: messenger RNA, 1113 nt
Organism: Epithele typhae
Lineage: Eukaryota; Fungi; Basidiomycota; Agaricomycetes; Polyporales; Epitheliaceae
Product: aspartate kinase homoserine dehydrogenase
Exons: 4
Coding region: 1-1113 (370 amino acids)
Biological process (GO): L-homoserine biosynthetic process; aspartate family amino acid biosynthetic process
Molecular function (GO): homoserine dehydrogenase activity; aspartate kinase activity; NADP binding
Source: RefSeq, a predicted model, not a curated record
AUGGCUCUCAGCAUCGCGUCCACUACCAAGAGGUUCCACGUCGCCGUCGUAGGCGUAGGCCUCGUCGGCGGCGAGCUCAUCAAACAACUUCUCGCCUUCCCCCAACCCUCUCCCUUCCGGCUCGUCGCGCUCGCCUCGUCCAAGACGACGCUCUACCACCCCGACGGGCUCACGCUUGCGCCCGACGCGUGGAAGACGAUGCUCGCGAGCUCGGGGCUCAAGCCGGACCUGCCAUUCCUCGUCCGCGAGCUCGCCGGGCUCGUGCGCCCCGGCCAGGAGGCCGUCUUCGUCGACAACACAUCCUCGGACGCCGUCGCGGCGCUCUACCCGGACCUGCUCAAGCUCGGGGUGCACGUCGUGACGCCGAACAAGAAGGCGUUCUCGGCGGAGCUCGGCCUGUACGAGCGCAUCCUCGCCGCGAGCCUCGAGAGCGGCGCGCGGUGCCUAAACGAAGCGACAGUGGGCGCGGGGCUGCCGGUCGUGUCGACGCUGAAGGAUCUGGUCGCGACGGGGGACAAGGUCGUCAAAAUCCAGGGCGUGUUCUCGGGGACGAUGAGCUACAUCUUCAACGAGUUCUCGACGGGAAAUGCGGAGGGUCCGAGUUUCUCCUCCGUCGUCAGCGUCGCGCGCGAAAAGGGCUACACCGAGCCACACCCGGCGGAUGACCUCAACGGUGCCGACGUCGCGCGCAAGCUCACCAUCCUCUCGCGCGUCAUUCCGGUACUGCGCACCGCACUCCCCGAAGGGUACAAGUCCGUGCAAACCAAGUCUCUCGUGCCCGUCGGGCUUGAGGACGCGGCUACAGGCGACGACUUCAUCGCACGACUUCCCCAGUUCGACGCGCAGUUCGACGCGAUGCGCGCAGAAGCGGCGAAGGCGGGGCAGGUCCUCCGUUACGCGGGUGUCAUCGACGUGCAGAGUGGGGUGAUCAAGGCGGGUCUUGAGAGGUAUCCAGCGACGCACCCGUUCGCGACCGCGCUGGGUGGCUCUGAUAACGUCAUCGUGUUCCACACCGAACGAUAUGGCGCGCGUCCUCUCGUCGUGCAGGGAGCGGGCGCAGGCGCGGCGGUGACAGCUAUGGGUGUCAUGAGCGAUCUACUCAAGCUCAUUUGA